AUGAAUUCAUUAGUUGAAUAUGAUAUUUAUUGUUUAAAUAUGAGGGAAACGUACGCAGUUGAAACUGAAAAUUCCAAUCAUUAUGUUAUCGAAAAUUCCACUGAAUUAUAUAAUUCAGAAGAUCUUGUUAGAACUGUAAGAGAAGAAUGGGAUUCGAUUGUUUCAGGGAACUUGUCUACAGUUAGUGCUAUAUCUGGAGAAAAUGAUUCUACGCUACAUCAUGAACAAUGGAAUUCUAACAUCGCUGAACAUCCAGCUUCAACUAAUUUUAUGGAAGAAAUAAAUAUUGACGGCGAUAAUUUAACCACAGUACAACUUCAAGAACAAGAGACACAAAAACCUGAAACAGAAAACAAUGACAUACAGAUUUUAUUGGAUGGUUUAAAAGACAAACUUGAAUUACCUUCAAAUAACUGGCUACAUUUUAAGUAUAUUAUAGCAAUAGAAAGUCCGGAUGGUAGUAUUUACAUUCCAAAAAAUCAUACACAAAGUACUCGAAAACAUUUGAUGACAUUAUUGGGAUUUGCUGAAGAAAUUAUUACCAGUAGAAAUCACCUUACACAUAAGAUCAAUAUCAGUGAAGAGAAUUCACCAAUCCAUACACAAUGGAUAAAUGAGAGUACAAAUCACUCAUCAGUCAUUACUGAUAAUGAUCAAUCUCACACUGAUCCUAAUUACUUCCAUAAAUUAUGGAAUACAAAUGAAAUUGGCGAAAGCAAUUUAACGAACAUUGAAUUUUCCGAGAUUCAUGAUGAAAAUCACCUACCUACUGACAUAUAUGACGGUGAUUUAAAUAAAAAAACACAUAGUACAAGUUUCACUGGCAUGGAAUUUCAUGAUCUCAACAGCUUAAAGCAACAGUUGGCAAUUGAUGAGAAAAUAGUCACUGAUGGUGAUAUUGCCGAGGAGGUUGCGCAACAAUUGAAUCAAUCUUCAUUAUUGAAUAUUGAUCAAAAUUUAUUGAACACUACAACAACAGCAACAACCAUUCAAUUACAAACUGAGGAUAAACCGCAGAAUAUAACAACUGAUUUUUAGAUGACCACUAUACAAAUCAACAAUAUUGAGAUUGAUUGAUACAGAAUCAAUGGAUUAAUUCGUUUAGUAAAUUUAUAUAUAACACAAUUUAAUGUAGUAGUAACACUCAGUGAUUGCAUAACAAUAAGACGUUACUUUCAUGAAUGUUUACUAAUGUUGUGUUUUCAGUUUCAUUUGAACACUGAACAUUGUACACUUUACUGUAAACAUUUUAAAUUUCACAAUUUUUUAAAAAUGGCAUUAUUAGCGAUUAUCAUUUUAAUCAAUUAUUGACUGGUUAAUAUAUGUUUUUUUUUGGUUAAUGAGUGAAAAUAAAAUUUAUCAUUGA
Molecule: messenger RNA, 1366 nt
Organism: Schistosoma turkestanicum
Lineage: Eukaryota; Metazoa; Platyhelminthes; Trematoda; Strigeidida; Schistosomatidae
Source: the annotation of a GenBank genome assembly